Elaeis guineensis (African oil palm) is the source of this 1448-nucleotide messenger RNA. RefSeq names its product ATP synthase delta chain, chloroplastic. Gene Ontology annotation, biological process: proton motive force-driven ATP synthesis. Gene Ontology annotation, molecular function: proton-transporting ATP synthase activity, rotational mechanism. The record is from RefSeq and is a predicted model, not a curated record. Lineage: Eukaryota; Viridiplantae; Streptophyta; Magnoliopsida; Arecales; Arecaceae.
AUGUGAUGGAGAUCGUUCAAGGGGAUGGAGACGAGUGGAUAUCGUAUUAGAGGUGAAGAUGGGGCUUCUGCGGCUGUCAUCGCCUCCUGCUCCUCCUCGAUAAGAGAGCUCCCUAUGCACGCAAUCCCCCAUUAUCCAUUCCCCAGUAUAAAGUAGAUGACAUUUUUAUAUCCUUAUUCACUUUCCCCUUCCUCUUCCUUCCACUUUGUUGCUCUUUCAGAGAAAGGUUGAGGCUUCUCCUCUCAUCCUUUAUUUCCUCAACUCGAGUCAACUCAAGUGGAGGACAUCUCUUCUUCCGCUUUACAGAUGAGCAUCUUAAAUCAGUCCAUCGGUCCCUGUGGGCAGCCAUUGUUCCCUUCCAAAGGUACUGAUGCACAAGAUGUGUGUCAACAACUUCCGAUGGCUAUGCCGCGGCAUGGAACUCGUUCCUUGAAGGCACCGCAGCUGAGCUCAUCGAAGAGUGCCUCAAUAACCAUUGCAAGCAGAGACUCCUCAGUAGGGGAAUCAUUUACUGGAGCAACCAAUGUUACUAUUGAGAAUGAAAGACAGAAUGGCAUGCCAGAAGGGUUCGGUAAUGGCAUUUGCAACCUGUCUCAUCUGCUCGGUGAUGAACAUCAAUCUAGUUCUAUGGAUCAUCAUAUGACUAUCGAGCAUAACGAUGAACGCAGGACAGCAGUACAUGAUGUGGAAUUCCAGCCCUUUACUCCGAACUUCUUCCAUUCUUUUAUGUAUAAUGAGAAGUUGAAUGUGAUAGAAGAUGUCGUGGGAGAGGUAGGCAGCAUCUCUUCGCAGCCAAUUGAUGUGCUUGCCAUUGUUGUUUCUUCUGCUGUGAAGCUGGAUAGCAGACAGAUCGAUCUCAUUGCUAGGAAGAUGCAGAGAUUGACGGGCUUUAGAAACUUGAGAAUGGAGAACAUCAUCGAUCCAUCCUUAAUAGCUGGCUUUGUCAUUAGCUAUGGUGAUGAUGACUCCCAUAUUAUUGACCUCAGUGUUAAAGGUCAGCUAGCUGUGCUUGCGGCACGUGUCGAAUCUUCCGAUCAGAGAGUUGCCAACCAUGGGCAGAAUUGGAGUCUCCUGAAGAGCAAGGGCUGAAGUGCAUAUCUGAGGUGUGGAUCCUCACAUGCCAAUGGAGAAAUAUGCUGAUUUUAUAGUGGUUAGCCGUAAAAUUUUGACAUCGGAGAGUGUAUAUCAGCAGUACAUUAACUCUCUUUUGUAUUGACAGUAAAAAAAAUAAACAGCUUUGUGUGUUAGUUGACUGUUGCUGUUGUUGAUAGUAAAUAACUUCAAUGCUGGGAGAAUAUAUCAGUGCAAGUCCUCACAUGCUCGUGAUGGCAUUUUCACUUGUUAGAAUAUGACAUUCUCCAAAACAUCCUUUCUUUUUAACUUUGCGAUGUAACAAAGAAAUCCCUAUUGUACUUUUAUGUGAAAUGCAAGAAGAGUAUUGUAAAAAA